UCUGCUGUUCCUCACACAGCUGUUUCUGUUUCAGUUAAUGAUUGUGUUUCAACAUACAUAUUGAAUUGGUGAUCAUUAGCACCUGUUUGGUAUAAUUGUUUAAUCACACACCUGACAAUAUGUCUCCAAAAUCUCUGACUUUGUGUGUACCUAGAAGAACUGAUGCUGUUUUGAAGGCAAAGGGGCGUCACACCAAAUAUUAAUUUGAUUUAGAUUUUUCUUUGGUUCAUUCACUUUGUAAUUUGUUAAUUGAUAAAAAUAAUCUGUCUCUGUGUCCAAUGUCUAUUUUUGAAAGAUUUUUUUCCACACCUGCCUUGCACAGUACUGCAUAUUUAAAAGACCGAGGAGGAGGGGAGGUGGAGCGCAGAGACACAAAGGAAGAGGGAGUGAGCAGCUACAGCCAUCAAGGUGAAGGAGACACAGUCAACGUGAUAUGAACUUACAGGCUGGGAACUGAUCUGAGCACAACCUAAGAGCUGAAAAGAAAAGAAAAAACACAAUAUUUUGAAGGCUGUUUUCUCUUUGGAUUUGCGGCCUCGAGGGGAGAUAAUAUUUGUAAGAGCCCCAGCCGCCUUUAUGGUGAUACUUCAUCAUGGUGGACCUGUUCAUUGACCACAUCCUGGUAAAGAACAACAAGGACCAGGAUGAGCUGGACACAGAGCGUGAGAUCGUUCUGCGCCUGCAGAACCGCAUCCUGAUGCUUUUCUUUGCAUCUUCUGCAUGUGAGGGCUGCCAGCGGUUUGCGCCCACGCUCAAAGACUUCUUCAAACAGCUGACAGAUGAAUUCUAUGUGGAUCGCUCUGCUCAGCUGGUUCUCCUGUACAUUAGUUUGGACCAGUCAGAGGAAGAGCAAGAAAGCUUCCUUAAAGAGCUGCCCAAGAAGUGCCUGUUCCUGGCGUUCGAGGACCCCUACAGGAGGGAGCUGGAGGCCAUGUUUAAUGUGGAGGAACUGCCCACAGUGGUAGUGCUGCGUCCCGACUGCUCCAUCCUCAUCCCUAAUGCAGUGGAGGAGAUCCUCUGCCUCGGCCCAGACUGCUACCGCAACUGGCAGGAAGCAGCAGAGCUCAUUGACAGGAGCUUCAUCAUCAGCGAGGACUUUGAGCAGAAGUCCAUGCGCAGCUUGAGUGACCCUGUCAGACGACUGAAGUACAAGGUGGAAGACGAGAAGAAGAAAAAGAAAAAGAAGAAAAAGUGCACAGGGUGGGGUGGAGGUGGAGAUCAGGAUGCGGAAGUGGACAAAGACGAAGGAGGGUCACCAUUUUGAUGGAGACCAAGAACAAAAGUUGAGAUGAUUAGUAAUUUAAAGCUCUGACUGAGAACCAGCAAAACUCAAAAGGAAUGAAAUAAGAUCAUGUUGUUCUAUCUUAUGAAAUGUGCUACUGAUACUGCUACCUGUUGUAAAUUUUAUUGAAACCUAUAUUCUUAUUCUUAUUCUUAAUAUUAUAUCAAAAUUAUUAUCCAGUCCAGUUUUAUUACUUUGUCAACUAACUGAAGUAAAUGAAAAUAUGAAAAGUUGAGUUUUCAGUCAUCAGAGCAAAUGUCAAACACAGAAACAUUUACACCUAUGUACGCAUUGAGCUCCAGUAAUCAAUAUGGGUGCAUUUACAGGUCACAUGACCACGUGUAUUGAGAAAGAGGUUACUCUUAGUGUCACUAACUCAACUGUGCAGCACGUUUUCACCUCGUUUAGCUUGUUGUUCGCAACAAGUGGCAAGCAGACAAGGUUAGUGACUAGCUAGUGAAGAAAGUCAAACUAUCUUGCUAACACUUUUUUAAGCAUUAUUUUUGCUAUUCUCUGUUGAUCAUUGCGUCUCUUGACAUCAUUUUUGUUAUAAAAUUUGUUAUAAAAUAGCAUAGUAUAACUUGCAUUGAGGGUGGGGUGGAGGCGGAGAUGAAGAUGCGGAGGUGGACAAAGACAGAGGAGGGUCACCAUUGUGAUGGAGACCAAGAACAACAGUUGCCAUGUUUAGCCAUUAAAAGCUUUGACACAAACCCUUUUCACAGCAGAAUGUCAGAAAAUACCAACAUUUCUCAUCCUAUUCAAGAAGUAGAAAUGUCAGACUGACCUUACUGUGACUAGCUUUGCUUUUCUAUACCAGCAUUAUAAGUGGAUGCGGAUAUGCCAACAACCAAUAAAAAGUGAUGUAAACACUAUCUAAAGGAACGCUGAACACUGCUAACCAACGCUGACCUCAGCUCAGAAUUGGUUGUCUUUAAUGUCUUUGAAUGCUGCCAAGUACACAGUCAAGCCAAGGGGAGGUCUGAGCCAAGUAUUGCCAUUAUGGCUUUUUUACGACACCCAGGAGAUUUUUCAAACCAUUCCUCUAUUUUCAACGACACAGCUCUGUAAUGCAAUGCACGUUUUUCACAUGAUAAUUUUCAGCAUCCAGUCAAAGCACAAUCCCAAAUCAAUGCAUUAUUCAGCACCAUUAAAAUAAUUUUGUUACUGA
Messenger RNA from Micropterus dolomieu (smallmouth bass), 2450 nucleotides. Its product is annotated as nucleoredoxin-like protein 1. The transcript is spliced from 5 exons. Gene Ontology annotation, biological process: photoreceptor cell maintenance. NCBI's taxonomy places the organism in Eukaryota, Metazoa, Chordata, Actinopteri, Centrarchiformes, Centrarchidae. Bases 593 to 1264 code for a protein of 223 amino acids. The record is from RefSeq and is a predicted model, not a curated record. Gene Ontology annotation, cellular component: mitochondrion.